Messenger RNA from Neltuma alba, 1070 nucleotides. Its product is annotated as chlorophyll a-b binding protein 8, chloroplastic. The transcript is spliced from 3 exons. NCBI's taxonomy places the organism in Eukaryota, Viridiplantae, Streptophyta, Magnoliopsida, Fabales, Fabaceae. The record is from RefSeq and is a predicted model, not a curated record. Gene Ontology annotation, biological process: photosynthesis, light harvesting. The coding region runs from base 74 to 904 and encodes 276 amino acids. Gene Ontology annotation, cellular component: membrane.
UUCUAAAAAUACACCACAAAUCUCUCUCUCUUUCCCUCCCUUUCUCCCUCUCCUUCUGUCUCCCUCUCUGAUAAUGGCGACACAAGCUUUGGUAUCUUCAUCGUCUCUCACCUCGUCGGUGCAGGCUGCGAGGCAGAUUCUGGGAGGGAGAUCAACCCAGUAUCCAACUGGGUCAUCUAGAAAGACUUCUUUUGUAGUGAAGGCAUCUUCCACACCUCCUGUCAAGCAAGGAGCUGAUAGACCCUUGUGGUUUGCAUCCAAACAGAGUCUUUCCUACUUGGAUGGCAGUCUUCCAGGUGACUUUGGAUUUGACCCACUGGGACUCUCAGACCCAGAAGGACCUGGAGGGUUCAUUGAACCCAGAUGGCUAGCUUAUGGUGAAAUCAUCAACGGACGUUUUGCAAUGUUGGGAGCAGCAGGAGCCAUAGCACCUGAAAUUCUAGGCAAGGCUGGUCUAAUCCCUGAGGAGACAGCACUUCCAUGGUUCAAAACUGGAGUGAUCCCGCCUGCUGGAACCUACAACUACUGGGCUGAUCCGUACACCCUCUUUGUGUUAGAAAUGGCUCUAAUGGGCUUUGCAGAGCACAGGAGAUUCCAAGAUUGGGCCAAGCCUGGGUCCAUGGGGAAGCAGUACUUCUUGGGCCUAGAGAAGGGCUUAGGAGGAUCUGGUGACCCCGCGUACCCUGGAGGCCCAUUCUUUAACCCCCUUGGCUUUGGGAAGGAUGAGAAGUCAAUGAAGGAUUUGAAGCUGAAAGAAGUGAAGAAUGGGAGGUUGGCUAUGUUGGCUAUCUUGGGAUACUUUGUACAAGGUCUUGUGACUGGUGUUGGACCCUACCAGAACCUUCUGGAUCAUUUGGCUGAUCCUGUGCACAACAAUGUCUUGACCAGCCUCAAGUUCCACUAAAUAUGUGUAUUAUAUGUUAUAAAUAUUCUCUUCUGGAUCAUUUGUAUCUUUCUUCACUCUUUUGGGACAUAAUGUGAACAUCCUGUAAUUCUCUUCUUCAUCUUGUAGUGGCUCGUGGGAGAAGAACAUGAUAACAAGUGGGAAUAUUUUUGACUACUUACUGCAA